This is a messenger RNA of Rodentolepis nana, 537 nucleotides long. NCBI's taxonomy places the organism in Eukaryota, Metazoa, Platyhelminthes, Cestoda, Cyclophyllidea, Hymenolepididae. The record is from the annotation of a GenBank genome assembly.
AUGGCCGUGCAAAUAUCUGCAGUUUGCUAUGGCUUUUUGAAUUCGUACGCCUAUGGUCCACCCCAAUAUAAGGAAGGACUUUUGCUAGGAAAACAUGAUGAAUCUGGCCUUGUUGAUUAUAUCUUGGCAUCAAUGCCUUUUCCACUUCGUUCAUCAAAAAAUCCUCCGAGUAUCCCAGGUCAAGAAAUCCUUGGCAUUUAUCGAUGUGUUCCAGAGCGCGAACCCUUUGAGUUCAGUCUUAAUGAUUUACUCAGUAUCCCAAGGAAUUGCAAAUAUUUUUGCCUCGCCGAAUAUCAAGACUCCCAGAUAUCUUUGAAACUCUUUCGAGUCAAUCCUUCCCGACAGAUACCUUCGACCUCUCCUAUUGAAUAUUUUAUUUUUCCAAGCCUUCCAGAAUCAGAUGAUGCCAAAGAACCCCAUCCACAAACUGGAUUCCCAAAGGAUUCUUCCAUUUCCGGUCGUUUAGAUUCAAUAGGUCACCAAAACUCUCGGCUACGUCAAGUAAUGACGAAACUGCUCACUGAAUUUUCAAAGUAA